This is a messenger RNA of Mycena indigotica, 570 nucleotides long. RefSeq lists its product as uncharacterized. NCBI's taxonomy places the organism in Eukaryota, Fungi, Basidiomycota, Agaricomycetes, Agaricales, Mycenaceae. Gene Ontology annotation, biological process: mitochondrial translation. Gene Ontology annotation, cellular component: mitochondrial large ribosomal subunit. Gene Ontology annotation, molecular function: structural constituent of ribosome. The record is from RefSeq and is a predicted model, not a curated record. The transcript is spliced from 2 exons. Bases 1 to 570 code for a protein of 189 amino acids.
AUGCCGCCAUGCGGGCACAGGGGAGUGGAGCCGCGUGGCGAAGAGGAGGGACGAGUUUGGUUGAGGAGAAGGAGGAAAGCACAGAGCGUCACGUGCACAAUUCAGAGCUUCCCGCAAACGACCAUGUCCGUCGCCCGGCUGUUCCCCCAGGUCCAAACACGCGCCAUCUCUAGCUCUCCGUACGGACGGACCCACGUCUGGAAAAGGCGAAAGCCUGUUUUGCCCAACCCAGUUGUACCCAAAUUUCCCCAACGCGUGAUUCGCGCUGACGGGUCCUCAUUUCUCCACUGGACAACCUCUCCGCGGUCCCUUAUCCGCCUAACACGAGACACGACAAGCAAUCCUCUCUGGAAUACCGCAAUGUGGUCUGAUGGUCGCGGACUGGAAGAAGAAAGCGAGAGCACGGGUCGGUUGGGUCGCUUCAAUCGCCGGUUCGAGGGAAUCGGUGGAUCUGGCGAGAGUGUAGACUGGAUGGAAGGCGUAGAGAAGAUGCGGUCAAGUCAGCUUGGUGGAGAGCUCGUGCGGAAUCAUACAGACACGAAAAAGAAGGCGCCUCCAAAGAAAAAGUAA